Messenger RNA from Oldenlandia corymbosa var. corymbosa, 2506 nucleotides. The record is from the annotation of a GenBank genome assembly. Lineage: Eukaryota; Viridiplantae; Streptophyta; Magnoliopsida; Gentianales; Rubiaceae.
AUGAAUCCAUCUGCCUCGAAAAAGAAACUUAUGGCCAUGGACUCAACGGUGAGGCCGGGAGCUGCGCCGCCGAAAUCCCCGACCGGAGAUACGAAAAAUGCCAUCCAAGCCAUGAUAAUGGGGCUUAUUGUUGUCGUCACUGUUGGAUACAUGUUCUUGUGGAUUAUGCUCCCAACAAAUGUGUACAGACUAAAAUGGCUCCCAAAAAUCCAAGCUAAGGCUAACACCACUUACUUUGGAACUCAAGGAACAAACAUUUUGAUAUUCACAUUUCCUGUCCUCUUUGUGGCUGCCUUGGGUUGCGUUUAUCUCCAUUUAAGAAAGAAGAGCACCGUUAAUGGUGGUCACUACCAUCAUUCCAAUGGUGAGAACAAUGGUUUAGCUGCAUGGAAGAGGCCGAUGAUCAUCAAAGGACUCGGGGUCAUAUCCUUAAUCGAAUUGGCAUUUUUGGUGAUGUUUGUUGCUCUUAUUGCUUGGUAUUUUUCACUCUCCUUGCGCAUCAAGUUCCACAAUAUUACCCCCAUGUCCGCUGCAAAAACCGGCGAAAAAGUGUGGCAAGCGAAGCUGGACGCAACCGGUUUAAGGUUCGGGAUUGCCGGGAACAUAUGCUUAGCAUUUCUAUUCUUCCCGGUGGCGCGUGGGUCAUCGGUGUUACAGUUAUUUGGACUGACUUCGGAAGCCAGCAUCAAAUAUCAUAUGUGGAUGGGACAUAUUACCAUGGCAGUGCUUACUGCUCAUGGUGUUUGCUACGUCAUUUAUUGGUCUGUUACUCACCAAAUAUCUCAGAUGUUGAAAUGGCCAAAAAUGGGGGAAUCAAAUGUGGCAGGAGAAAUAGCAUUGUUAGCGGGAUUAGCUAUGUGGGCAACAACCUUCUCUGGCAUUAGGAGGAAAUUUUUUGAGCUCUUUUUUUACACUCAUUAUCUCUACAUUGUCUUCAUGCUUUUCUUCCUCCUUCACGCCGGACUCGGCCAUUUUUCCUAUGGCCUUGCUUCCUUCUACCUCUUCUUGGUUGAUCGAUACUUGAGGUUCUUGCAAUCUCGCCAAAAUGUCCGUUUGGUUUCCGCUCGCAUCCUCCCUGGUCAAACCCUCGAGCUCAAUUUCUCUAAGGCGGCAGGUCUUACUUAUACUCCCACGAGCAUAAUGUUCUUGAAUGUGCCUAGCAUUUCAAAGUUGCAAUGGCAUCCUUUUACAAUUACCUCGAGCUGUAAUUUGGAGCCUGAAAAGCUGAGUGUUAUCAUAAAAGGAGAAGUGAGUUGGACUAACAAAUUGCACCAGUUACUAUCCUCACCUUCUUCAUCAGUUGAUCAUCUUGCUGUGUCCGUUGAAGGACCUUAUGGACCUUCUUCUACUGAUUUUCUCAGGCAUGACUUGUUAGUGAUGGUGAGUGGAGGCAGUGGAAUAACGCCUUUUAUCUCCAUAAUUAGAGAAUUGAUCUACACCAGCGAGACACAGAAUUACAAAACUCCCUCAAUUCUGCUCAUUCCAGCGUUCAAGAAUUCUUCAGAUUUGACAGUGCUUAAUCUCAUUCUCCCCAUUCACAUUUCCCCAUCCCAAAUUUCCAAUCUUGACCUACAAAUCGAUGCCUACGUCACCAGAGAAAAACAACCACCUUCAUCAUCAUCGGAAGAAGAAGCAUCGACCAAGAAAAACAUCACCACAAUUUGGUUCAAACCUAAGCCAACCGAUUCGCCGAUAUCGCCGGUUCUGGGUCAAAACGGUUGGCUCUGGCUGGGCGCGAUUAUAUCGGCAUCUUUCAUGAUGUACCUGGUUCUGAUCGGGAUCAUUACGAGAUACUAUUUUUAUCCAAAGGAUAUUCAUCAUGACGGUAUGAAUAUGAUGAUGAUGUACUCGAGCUCAUCUAAGUACGUGGUGAAUCUGUUGUUCUUGUGCGUAUCCAUCGUUUUCGUGGCGACUGUGGUUUUCUUGUGGAACAAGAAACAAAAUGCCAUGGAAAACAAGCAGAUUCAGCACUUGGAAGGGGCAACUCCGGAGGCAUCUCCUGCCUCGUUGUUCUAUAAUGCUGAUAGGGAAUUGGAAAGCGGGGCACCACAACAAUCACUUGCCUUCUCCACAAAUGUGCAUUAUGGUGAAAGGCCUGACCUCAAGAGGAUUCUGUUUGAGAGGAAAGAAUCAAGUGUUGGAGUUUUAGUUUGUGGGCCGAAGAAAAUGAGACAUGAAGUUGCGAAUAUUUGUUCCUCUGGUUUGGGAGCCAAUCUGCAUUUUGAGUCCAUCAGCUUCAGUUGGUGAAUUAUAUGUGUUUUGAAGCGGUUUGUUUAAAAGAUCAUUUUGGGUCUCCUUCUUCAGAUCUCAACUGGAGAUGGUCGUGGAGUUUUAAUUUGGACCUCUUGGUGAAUGGACCUCUCAGUGUGACUUAAUACCAUUCCCAGCUAAUAGUGAAUGUGUGAAAAAUAAUAAUAAUAAUAAAGUACAGCGAUGGUGAUGUGGAUUGAUAAUGUAUAUAAACUUAUAUUUUGUGAUGUGUGUUUUUAUGAAAUGAGAAGCAAAC